AUGGAAAAAUUCCGCCAAACACUAAAUUUAAAAAAAAACUCCGAAAAACUUCCUCUCCCCCCAUCUUUGAAUUCUAAAACCCAAAUUUACAUUUGUUUGGUAACUAAUUAA
This is a messenger RNA of Caenorhabditis briggsae, 111 nucleotides long. The transcript has a single exon. The record is from RefSeq and is a predicted model, not a curated record. NCBI's taxonomy places the organism in Eukaryota, Metazoa, Nematoda, Chromadorea, Rhabditida, Rhabditidae. Bases 1 to 111 code for a protein of 36 amino acids.